UUCAUAGAGAUGAUAUUGCCUUUUUGAUUUUUUUCGCGACAAAAAGCCAAUCGUUCGACCACUCAAAAGUCGACUUAUGUAUCCCUGCUUUGGGAAAAGAUAAUUUUAAUUCGGAAGAAGCUAUAAGUGGAGGAACGGAAUUGCAAUAUUUCGAAAUUUGUAACAUCAACUAAACACCUAUUUGGAUAUUGUUAAUAAUUAAUUUCUGCAUGUUAACAUAAAUUCAAGUCCCUCGAAAAUUGCGAAAAAGGGCAGCACAAAUCAUUGUAAAAAAUCUACACGGAAAUACGGACAGCAAAAAGAAAAGAAAAUCAACAACAACAUCAUCACCGUCAAUCACUGCAGACGACGACAACGAUACAACACACAGGUCUUGGAAAAUUUGGCACCCAUCGACGGGUUUCGACAACAACAAUAUAUCACUUUGUACACUAUUCAUCUGGAUUACAAAUUGAAGUUCAAAGAUGAUUAAGUUAUUUUCCCUUAAACAACAGAAAAAAGAAGGCGAUCAAACUGGCCGUAGUGGAGCUCAGCAAAAGAAAGCAUCUGCUGCCCAGUUGCGCAUACAAAAAGACAUAAAUGAACUUACCCUGCCAAAAACAUGUGCUAUGGAAUUUCCCGAUCCCGAUGAUUUGCUCAACUUCAAAUUGAUUAUUUGUCCCGAUGAAGGUUUUUACAAAGGUGGACGAUUUGUGUUUAAUUUCCGUGUUGGCCCCAACUAUCCACAUGAAGCACCAAAGGUUAAGUGUGAAACGCAAGUCUACCACCCCAACAUUGAUCUCGAAGGCAAUGUGUGUUUAAAUAUUCUUCGUGAAGACUGGAAUCCAGUAUUGACCAUCAGUUCUAUUGUCUACGGUUUACAGUAUUUAUUCUUGGAACCUAAUCCCGAGGAUCCAUUAAAUAAAGAAGCCGCUGAUGUUUUGCAAACAAAUCGUCGUCUAUUUGAGCAUAAUGUAUCGAAAGCAAUGCGUGGUAACUUUGUAGGAGAAACAUAUUUCGAAUGCUGCCUCAAGUGAUAUAGAAAAACAAAAGUGUUUACUUUAAGAAAUGGCGUCUACCUGUUGGCCAUUUUAUUGGGAAUUGGUGGACGCUUUUAUAUUAAUUUAAUAUUUCAAAACAAUUAAAGCAACCAACUCUUAUUACUCACAACAAGCAUCCCGCCCGUUUCAUUUCCAACAAUAAAAAUGCUUAUAAUAAAAUGCAACUCCCCCUUUAUUACUUAAACUUAAAAGUUUCAAUUUUGUUAAUUGUCCAUUUAUCAUGUAGCGAUUUAAUUUAAAAAAUUCUUUAAGAAUCUGCUCCUUUCGUCUUGUAAUAGAAAAAAAUGCACUUUGUUUUAAACAUAAUUAUGAAAAUUUAUUUGAACUUAUUUUUGUUUUAUAAAUGAGAUCUUUGGAGAAUUGGAAAAUUAAAUUGUAACGAAAUUUCGUCAAAACAGCAUAAUAUUAGAACGAAAACAACUCAUUAAUGUAACGUUAAAAAAACAAAAACAUAUUUAUAACUCAGUAGAUAUUUCGCAAAAUAAAAAAAAAGAAUUAUGAACAUAUAA
Molecule: messenger RNA, 1549 nt
Organism: Musca domestica (house fly)
Lineage: Eukaryota; Metazoa; Arthropoda; Insecta; Diptera; Muscidae
Gene: UbcE2M
Product: nedd8-conjugating enzyme UbcE2M
Exons: 3
Coding region: 465-1016 (183 amino acids)
Source: RefSeq, a predicted model, not a curated record